Suricata suricatta (meerkat) is the source of this 8395-nucleotide messenger RNA. It is a transcript of the gene ZAN, whose product is annotated as zonadhesin. Gene Ontology annotation, cellular component: membrane. Bases 1 to 8343 code for a protein of 2780 amino acids. Lineage: Eukaryota; Metazoa; Chordata; Mammalia; Carnivora; Herpestidae. The transcript has 47 exons. Gene Ontology annotation, molecular function: protein binding. The record is from RefSeq and is a predicted model, not a curated record.
AUGGCUCCUCCAGUCUGGACUCUGGUGCUGCUGGUGGGGGCCGCCCUUUUUCCAACCCCAAGGAAAGAGAAGCCUCCAGAUUCUAAGCAGGUUGCUCGCAGCUCUAGGGAUAAUUCUAUUCUCACUCAGUGUGACUUUGAGGAUAACUCCAAACCCCUCUGUGACUGGACCCAAGUGUCCACAGAUGACGGGGACUGGACUCGAGCCAAUGGAUCCUCCCCCACUGGCAGCAUGGGUCCCCCCGGGGGCUACCCUGAUGGAGAGGGCCACUACCUGCACAUGGCAUCAAGCACCUUCCACCGGGGCGGGGUGGCCCGCCUACGCAGCCCCCCCAUAUGGAAGCAAGGCCCCCUCUGCGUGCACUUCGCCUACCACAUGUUUGGGCUCUCAUGGGGCGCCCAGCUCAAACUGCUGCUGCUCAGAAACACCAAGAAGCAGCGCCCCAGCCUGCUCUGGAAACACACUGACACCCAGACCCCCUCCUGGAUUCCCACCGCUGUCACCGUGCCUAUGGGGCUUGCCCUACCCCGUCGGGUGAUGUUUGAAGGAGUGAGGGGCAGCACGGCUUACCUGGACAUCGCUCUGGAUGCCAUCUCCAUCCACCGGGGCUCCUGCAACCAGCUCUGCAUGAUGCAGACGUGCAGCUUCGACAUUCCAAAUGAUCUCUGCGGCUGGAGCUGGAUCCCGACAGCCUCUGGGGCCAAGUGGGUCCAGAAGAAGGGGUCGUCCGGGGUGCCGAACGUGGGGCCUGAGGAUGAUUUCUCUAGCCCUGGCAGUGGCUUCUACAUGCUCCUGGACCCCAAGAAUGCAAAAGCGAUGCAGAAAUCUGCCCUCCUGAGCCCCCUGAGCCAGUCCUCUGGCUGUCUGAGCCUCUCCUUCCACUACGUCCUCCAUGGCCAGUCACCUGGUGCAGCCCUCACCGUCUAUGCUUCCAUCUUGGGCAGCAUCAGGAAACAUACUCUCUUCUCAGGACAGCCUGGACCCAACUGGCAGCCUGUUUCUGUCAGUUACACCGCCCAGGGACAAAUUCAGUUCACCGUGGUAGGUGUGUUUGGAGAGACCCCAGAGCCAGCUGUGGCAGUGGAUGCGAUCAGCAUUGCUCCCUGUGGGGAGAGCUUUCCUCAGUGUGACUUUGAAGAUGAUGCCCAUCCCUUCUGUGAAUGGGCCCAGGCAUCAGGGGAUGGCGGACACUGGGCCCGGGGAAAUAAAAAUAUGCACAUCCAGGGUACAGGUGCUUUUGGAGGUUCCAACGGAGGUCACUAUAUCUAUGUCGAGGCUGACAAGUUCUCUGAGGCAGACCAGCCUUUCAGACUGGUGAGCCGGCCCUUCUGUGCCCCGGGUGCGGUCUGUGUGGACUUUGCCUACCUCAUGUAUGGCCCCGGAGAGAGCACUAAACUCAACCUCCUGCUGGAGAGUCCCGCGGGCAGUUUCCCAACUUCUCUCUGGCACCGCGUUGGGUCUCAGAGCCCUGACUGGCUGAACACCUCUGUCACCGUCCCUUCGGGGCAUCAACAGCCCAUGCAGCUGAUAUUUGAGGCCAUCAGAGGGACCAACACUGCCUUUGUUGUCGCUGUGGGUUUUAUCUUGAUCAAUCACGGGACCUGUCGAGGAACUGUGCCAACAGUGCCUCCUUCCAAAUCUCCAGUUCCCCCCACUGGCCCUUCUGAAACCGUUGUCUCCACAGAAAAACCUAGGACUCCCACAGAAAAACCUACAGUUUCCAAAGAAAAACCUAUGGCCCUCACAGAAAAACCCACUGCCCCUGCAGAAAAACUCAUGACCCUCACAGAAAAAACUGUGACCUCCCAAAUAAAACCCAUGACUGUCACAGAAAAAAACACUGUCCCCAGUGAAAUAUCCACUGUCCCCACAGAAAAACCCAUGGUCCCCACAGAAAAAGCUGUGACCCCCCAAAUAAAACCUACAGCCCUCACAGAAAAACCUACUGUCCCCACAGAAAAACCCAUGGCCCUGACCAAAAAGCCUGCAGUCCCAACAGAAAAGCCCACUAUUCCCACUGAAAAGACCACCAUCCAUACCGAAAGGCCCACCAUCCCCACAGAAAAAUCUACCCUUCCCACAGAAAAAUCACCCACCAUCCACACAGAAAAACCCACCACCCCUACUGAAAAGACCACCAUCCCCACAGAAAAGCCCACUGUCUUUAUUGAAAGACCCACUGUACCCACAGAAAAACCUCCCACCCUUACUGAAAAGACCACCAUCCCCACAGAAAAACCCACCAUCCCCCCUGAAAAGACCACCAUCUCCACUAAAAUACCCACCGUCCCCACUAAAAGGUCUACCAACCCCACAGAAAAAUCUAUGCUUCCUACAGAAAAACCAUCCACCAUCCAUACAGGAAAACCCACCAUCCCCACUGAAAAACCCACCUUCCCCACUGAAAAGACCACUGUCCCCACAGAAAAAUCUACCCUUCCCACAGAAAAACCAUCCACCAUCCAUAUAGGAAAACCCACCAUCCCCACUGAAAGGCCCACCAUCCCCACUGGAAGGCCCACUGUCCCCACUGAAAAGACCAUCAUCCUCACAGAAAAAUCUACCCUUCCCACAGAAAAACCAUCCACCAUCCAUACAGGAAAACCCACCAUCCCCAUUGAAAGGCCCACCAUCCCCAUAGGAAAACUUACUGUCCCUUCUGAGAAGACCACCAUCCCCACAGAAGAACCCACCAUCCCCACUGAAAAGACCAUCUCCACUGAAAUACCCACUGGCCCCACUAAAAGGCCUAUUAUACCCAUAGAAAAGCUCACCAUCCCUACAAAAAAACCCACCAUCCCCACAAAAGUAUCUACUCUUGCCACUGAAUGGCACACAGUUCCUACAAUACCCCAGCCCAGCCCAACACUUGUACCCACUGAGCCAACAGUCUUGGUGAUGCCUCCUACUGCUCCAAGCACCUCCAUGACCACUACAACCCCUAGAAGCACUCCAGCGUGGUGUCCCCCAAACGCCCACCAUGAGCGCUGUGCCUGCCCAGCAUCCUGUGAGAGACCCAAGCCCACCUGUGGGCUUCCCUGCAAACCCGGCUGUGUCUGCAAUUCCGGCUUUUUGUUUCGUGGAUCCCACUGCAUCAGCGCUGCCUCCUGCAACUGCUUCUACAACAACAAUUACUACGAGCCUGGGGCAGAGUGGUUCAGUUCCAACUGCACAGAACGCUGCCGCUGCAGGCCUGGCAGUCAGAUGGAGUGCCAGAUGUCUCAGUGUGGGUCACACACAGUGUGCCAGCUGAAGAACGGCCAGUAUGGAUGCCAACCCUAUGGCACUGCCACCUGUGUCAUCUACGGAGACCCGCACUAUCUCACCUUUGAUGGAAGGUACUUCAGCUUCAUGGGCAAAUGCACCUACAUCUUGGCCCAACCCUGUGGCAGCUCGACAGAACCAUUCUUCAGGGUGGCGGCGAAGAAUGAGUAUCGAGAACAAGAAGGCAUGUCCUACCUGAGCAAAGUCUAUGUGACCCUGCCCGAGAUCACCGUCACCCUGCUCAGGGACAGGAGCACGCUGGUUGGGGGUAAGCAAAUCACCCUCCCAGCGGUACCUUCUAAAGGAAUCUUCCUGGCUUCAAGUGGGCGAUUUGUGGAGUUGCAGACAGCAUUUGGUUUGCGGGUGAGAUGGGAUGGCGACCAGCAGCUGUAUGUGAGUGUGCCCAGCACCUACUCUAGCAAACUCUGUGGCUUCUGUGGCAACUAUGAUGGCGACGGCAGCAACGACAACCGGAAGCCGGACAGCAGCCCGACGCAGGACGAGGAGGAGCUGGGCAACAGCUGGCAGACAGCGGAGGACGAGGACAAGGAGUGCCAGAAGAACUCGGCAGUUCCUCCCUCGUGCAACUCAGGACUGCAGAACAGGCUGUCGGGACUACAGUUCUGUGGACGGCUCUUGGACGCCCACGGAGCCUUUGAGGCUUGUCUGCCUCACCUCAAGGCCACCUCAUUCUUUAAGAGCUGCACGUUUGACAUGUGUAAACUCCAGGGGCUGCAGCCAGUGCUGUGUGCCCAUAUGGCAACCCUGACUGAGAUCUGCCAGGAUGCCGGCUACGCGGUGAAGCCCUGGAGGGGACCCCAAUUCUGCCCAAUGACCUGCCCGCCCAACAGCACGUACACGCUGUGUGCCAGGGCGUGCCCCGCCACCUGCCAUUCUGGGUUCUCUGGCAUGGCCUGCCGGAACCGGUGUGUGGAGGGCUGUGAGUGCAACCCGGGCUUCGUCCUCAGUGGUCUCCAGUGUGUCCCCCGGUCCCAGUGUGGGUGCCUCGAGCCCGCGGUGGGCUACUUCAAGGUGGGGCAGCGGUGGUUCAAGCCAGGCUGCAGACAGCUCUGCACCUGCGAGAGCAGCGGCAAAAUUCGCUGCACGCAGUGGAGGUGCCAGGCCCGGGAGGUCUGUCGACAGCAGGAUGGCAUCUAUGGUUGCCAUGCCUUAGGGGCUGCUACCUGCACCGUCUCAGGGGACCCUCACUACCUGACAUUUGACGGAGCCUUGCACCACUUCAUGGGCACCUGCAGCUACAUCCUGACCAGGCUUUGCCAGCUUAGGUCCCAGGAGAACUACUUCAUCGUGAGUGCCACCAAUGAGUUUCGCAAUGGGAACUUGGAGGCCUCUUACGUCACAUCCGUCCACCUGCAGGUCUUCAACCUGAGAAUCUCACUGAUCAAAGGCCGCAAGGUCGUGCUGAAUGGUCGCCGGGUGGCCCUGCCUGUGUGGCCUGCACAAGGCCGGGUGAGCAUAAGGCCUAGCGGCUCCUUUAUCCUCCUCUACACGGACUUUGGGCUUCAAAUUCGCUACAAUGGGAACCAUCUGGUCGAAGUGACAGUGCCCUCCUCUUAUGCUGGCCGGCUCUGCGGGCUGUGUGGCAACUACAACAGCAACAGCCUAGAUGACAAUCUGCUCCCGAACAAAAGGCCCGCGGACAGCUCGGAGGGCCUGGGAGUCGCCUGGAAGUUCCCUGAGUACUCUGAACCAGGCUGCUUUGCUAAGGGUCCAAAGCCCUCCAGAUGCCAGGAGAACAGAGUGGCAAAGAGCUGGAAAAAUAACUGUGAUGUCUUGAUGAACCCUCAGGGACCCUUCUCUCAGUGCCACGGGGUGGUGCCUCCCCAGUCCAGCUUCGCCAGCUGUGUGUAUGGCCAGUGUGGUACCAAGGGGGACACCCUGACCCUGUGCCGCUCCCUGCAGGCCUAUGCAUCCCUGUGUGCCCAUGCUGGCCGGGCCAUUUCCUGGCGGAAUAGCUCCUUCUGCCCUCUGAAAUGCCCGUCCGGCAGCAGCUACAGCCCCUGUGCCAAUCCCUGCCCCGCCACCUGCCUCAGCCUGAAUGCCCCCAGAGACUGCCCGGCAGCGCUGCGCUGUACGGAGGGCUGUGAGUGCCAGAAAGGUCACAUCCUGAGCGGAACGUCCUGUGUGCCCCUCGGCCAGUGCGGCUGCGUCGACCAGGAGGGCUACUACCACCCGGUUGGGGAGAGAUGGUACAUGGACAGCAGCUGCUCCAGGCUCUGCACCUGCUCCCCUUACAACGCCAUCUCCUGCCAGCAGACCGCCUGCAAGCCCGGCCAGAUGUGCUGGCCGCUGGAUGGGCUGCUACGCUGCCGAGCUUCAGGUAUGGGAGUGUGCCGCACCUCACACCCCUCUCAGUACCUCAGCUUCGAUGGCGCCUACCACACCGUCAGGGACACCUGCACUCGUGUCCUGGUGAAAGUGUGCCACUCCACCAUGGACCUGCCUUUCUUCAAGAUCAGUGUCCAGUAUGGGAAGAAGAAAGGCCAAUCCGCUGUUUCCUACCUCAACCAGGUCAACGUCGAUGCCUUUAAUACCCUCAUCACCUUGAUGAAGGACCGUCGUGUGCUGAUCAACGGCACACAGGCCACCUUUCCCUUGACCACCGAGAUCCGAGGGCUCAGAAUCCGUGUUGUUGGCAACAGCAUCAUACUCUCUUUUAACAUCGGGGUCCAGGUCAAGUUUGACGGCAAAGAUUUUUUUGAGAUCCAGCUGCCUGGAGCCUAUUACCAAAAGGUCUGUGGCUUGUGCGGAAACUUCAAUGGUGAGGAGGAGGAUGAGCUCCUGAUGCCUGACGACGAAUUAGCCCAGAAUGACACUGAAUUUGUGGAGAGUUGGCAAGACAAGGAGUCUCACCCAGAUUGCCAAAAAGAGGGCCAGGAGACCCAAGCCGUGCAGCUGGAGACUCUGAGCAUAAACUGCAGGAGAGAUGACCUGGCCAGAGCCCAGGAACAGUGCCAGGCGGCCUUCCAGACUCUGGCCUGGACUGCGUGUGCCACCAACGUGGCCCUCAGGCCCUUCCUUCUCAACUGUACCCACAACCUCUGUCAGUUUGGAGGCCUCAACCGAGCCCUCUGUGACUCUCUGGAAAACUUCGCGGCUGCCUGCCGGGCCCAGGGGCUCCAGCCCCCAAUCUGGAGAAAUAGCAGUUUCUGCCCUCUGGAAUGUCCCGUCCGCACCCAGUAUUCGUCGUGCGUUCCCUCCUGCUUACCUUCCUGUGUGGACCCAUCAGGCCAGUGCAGUGACACCCGAGUCCCCACCAUCUGCAAGGAGGGCUGCAUUUGUCAGUCCGGCUUCGUGCUCAGUGGAAAAGAGUGUGUGCCCAGAAGUCAGUGUGGCGGCUGCACGGACGACUAUGGCAGCUCCUUCCCUGAGGGUAAGACCUGGAUCACCAUUCGCUGCACUAGAAGGUGUGCCUGCACUUUGGGAACCGUUCACUGCCAGCAGUUCAGCUGUCCCUCUGGCUCCCAUUGCCAGCCCCAGCCCGAUGGCACUGGCACCUGUGACAUUAACAGUAAGAGGGAACAAUGCUCAGUGUACGGGGACCCCCAUUACCGUACAUUUGAUGGCCUCAGCUACCUCUUCCGGGGUCGCAUGACUUACACUCUGAUAAAGACGGUGGACGUGCUCCCCGCUGGGGUGGUUCCUCUGAUUGUCGAGGGGCGCAACAAGGUGCAUUCGCCCUGGAGCCCAAUCUACCUGCAUGAAAUUAUUGUGAUGAUCUACGGCUACACAGUUCAGCUCCGGGCUCAUCUGGAGCUCGUGGUCAACAACCAGAAGGUGGAUGUCCCCUACCAGCCCGAUAAGCGUCUGCGGGUUAACCUGCGGGGCCAUCGCCUGUUUAUGAUCACGGACUUUGAGAUGCUGGUCAGCUUCGAUGGAGGCCGAAAUGCAGUGAUCACGCUGCCCAACAAGUACAAGGGGCUUGUGCGUGGCCUAUGUGGGAACUUUGACGGGAACAAGAGGAAUGACUUCGUGCUGCCCAAUGGCACCGUCACCCAAGACCUACUCGGCUUUGGCAACAGUUGGGAGGUACAUGUGAUCAGCGGUGGCCUCACCCGCUUCUCCAGGGCCAUACAGGAGGAGGAAGAGGAGGAAGGGGAGGAGUCAGGCUCCCAUGCAACGGAAUGCAGCCUGGAGCAGCUGAAGCUCAUCAAUAGCACCCAGGCGUGUAGAGUGCUGGUGGACCCCCAGGGUCCCUUUGCUGCCUGUCACCAGAAUGUGGCCCCGGAGCCCUUCCAGGAGCACUGUGUGUUUGAUCUGUGUGCAGCCCGGACCCCCACCCAGCAAGAGGAGCUUCGCUGCCAGGUCCUCGGCGGCUAUGCCAUCAUCUGCCAGGAGGCGGGUACUACCCUGGCCGGCUGGCGGGACCACACCCGCUGUGCCUUGGUGUGUCCAGCCAAUACCGUCUAUCAGAGCUGUAUGACACCCUGCCCAGCCUCCUGUGCCAACCUGGCAGCCCCUAUGGACUGCGAGGGCCCCUGCGUGGAAGGCUGUGCCAGCCUCCCGGGCUACAUCUACAGUGGCACCCGGAGCCUUCCCUUGGCCCACUGUGGCUGCACCAGCAAUGGCAUCUACUACCAGCGGGGUGACAGCUUUGUGACUGAGGAUUGCUCUCAGCGCUGCACCUGUGCCAGCUCAGGGGUGCUGCUGUGUGAGCCCCUCCGGUGCCAUGCCGGGGAGAUCUGCACCCUAGGGAACCUCACUCGUGGCUGUUUCCGAGAAAGCCCGUGUCUACAGAACCCCUGUCAGAAUGAUGGACGGUGCCAGGAGCAGGGAACCCACUUCACCUGUGAGUGUGAACUUGGUUAUGGCGGGCAUCUCUGCACGGAGCCCCGGGAUGUGCCACCCCCUGGAAAACCAGAGGCAUCCAGCUUUGUGGCCGAUCUGUUGGGGAUGCUUGUGCCUGUGGUAGUCAUAGUGCUGGCAGUGACCAGGGAAUGUGUUUCCAGGAGGAGGAGGAGGAGGAGGAGGAGGGAGAACACGCAGAGCCAGAACAGAGACAGGCUGGUGGACGCUGAUUUCCUUCCAGAGCCUGCCCUUAGAGUCCCUCAGUUUUGAGUUGCCCUCAAAAAUGGAGAGAGAAAAUAAAAUUUAUUUUUUGAAAUGUGAA